AUGGGCUUCAGCAGAGCGACAUUGGGCUUCUUGGGCCUGUUUUUCAUGGCCGCCUCGAUUCUCUUGAUCUUUCUCACCCUCCUGGGUGGUGCGCGAAACUCCACCCCGCUGAACAUCAUCUACUUCCUGCAAGCCGACACCGGCAAUAUUCCAGGAGCCCCUGCAGUUUCUCGUUGGACCUUCUGGCAGCUCUGUAGCGUGACGGCCAACGGCAAGAAUGACUGCGGCAGCUCGCACCCCGACUUCCCGUUCGACCCGCCGAGCCACCGCACCUUUGACACGACUACGAACGUGCCGCCCGAGUUUAUUGGAACUAAGCACUAUUUCCUGACCUCGCGGUUCAUGUUCCCGUUCAUCAUCAUCGGCCUGUUUUUCGCCGUGAUCUCGCUCUUCACGGGUCUGCUGGCUAUGUGCACGCGUAUUGGCGGCUACAUCUCUGGGUUCUUGUCUUGGCUCGCCUUGACCUUCCAGGUUAUCACCACUUGUCUCAUGACUGCUGUCUAUGUCCAGGGCCGCGACGCUUUCAACCGCAACGGUCAGUCCGCUCACCUGGGUGUCAAGGCCUUUGCCUUCAUGUGGACUGCUUCGGCAUGCCUGUUCCUCUCGUGUCUCAUGUACUGCCUCGGAGGAGCCGUCGGACGGAAAGAUGGCGGCUACAGUGGACGCGAGCAGCGCCGCCGUGGAUUCUUCUCCUCGCAGCGCUCAAACAGCGUGAGAAGCCAGAAGAAGGAAUACGCCUAA
This is a messenger RNA of Penicillium alfredii, 741 nucleotides long. Its product is annotated as SUR7/PalI family protein. Gene Ontology annotation, cellular component: plasma membrane; cell cortex; membrane raft. Gene Ontology annotation, biological process: cortical actin cytoskeleton organization; endocytosis; fungal-type cell wall organization. The transcript has 4 exons. The coding region runs from base 1 to 741 and encodes 246 amino acids. The record is from RefSeq and is a predicted model, not a curated record. Lineage: Eukaryota; Fungi; Ascomycota; Eurotiomycetes; Eurotiales; Aspergillaceae.